Molecule: messenger RNA, 2288 nt
Organism: Spinacia oleracea (spinach)
Lineage: Eukaryota; Viridiplantae; Streptophyta; Magnoliopsida; Caryophyllales; Amaranthaceae
Product: monocopper oxidase-like protein SKU5
Exons: 9
Coding region: 183-1967 (594 amino acids)
Cellular component (GO): plasma membrane
Molecular function (GO): oxidoreductase activity; copper ion binding
Source: RefSeq, a predicted model, not a curated record
ACUCAUAUUCUGUAAAUUACAGUUUCCUCAUUGUCUGUUUCUCUCUCUUGCCUUCCUGCCCUGCUUUUCACACACCAAAAGUUGAUAAUGUAAACACUGAAACCUCAAAUUAAAUUGGCUUAAAACUUAUUCAAAACUUCAAAGAAAAAACUCCAUUUUUUUGGUGAACCCAGAAAAAAAAAAUGGUUUCAAAAAGCACUAAAUUAGUGUUGUUUGGGCUCCUAAUUUCAGUAUUAGUGAGCAUAUCUUCAGCUGGGGAUGCCUUUGUGUACUAUGAUUUUGAAGUCUCCUACAUCACUGCUUCUCCACUGGGUGUUCCUCAGCAGGUCAUUGCAAUAAAUGGUAAAUUUCCAGGACCUCCCAUGAAUGUUACUACUAACAACAAUGUGGUUGUUAAUGUGCACAACAAAUUGGAUGAAGAUCUCUUAAUGACUUGGGCAGGAGUAUUUCAGAGGAGAACUCACUGGCAAGAUGGAGUAUUAGGAACUAAUUGUCCAAUUCCUCCAAAGUGGAACUGGACUUACCAAUUCCAAGCUAAGGAUCAAAUUGGAAGUUUCUUUUACUUCCCUUCCAUCAAUUUCCAAAGAGCUUCUGGUGGUUAUGGAGGUAUUAUCAUCAACAACCGUCCUGUUAUUCCAAUUCCUUUCGCCACACCGGAGGCCGAUAUUGUCCUCAUGAUCGGAGAUUGGUAUACUAAGAGCCACUCGGAUUUGAGGAAAACCCUUAAUGGUGGGAAAUCUCUAGGAAUGCCAGAUGGUGUUGUUAUUAAUGGGAAAGGCCCUUACAGAUACAAUGACACUCUUGUUCCUGAUGGCAUUGAUUAUGAGACUAUUAAUGUCCACCCAGGGAAAACAUACCGUCUGCGUGUACACAAUGUUGGAGUCUCAACAAGCUUGAACUUCAGAAUCGCCAGCCACAAUCUGCUUUUGGCAGAAACUGAGGGAUCCUACACUGUGCAGCAAAAUUACACUAGUUUGGACAUUCAUGUAGGACAAUCAUACUCAUUUUUGCUCACUACUGAUCAAAAUGCCAGCUCUGAUUACUAUAUAGUAGCCAGUGCUCGGAUGGUUAAUGAAACAACUUGGCGGAGAGUUACUGGUGUUGCAAUCUUACGUUACUCGAAUUCUAAAGGAAAGGCACAUGGUCCCCUCCCAGAACCCCCUCAAGAUCAAAAUGACAAGACUUUCUCUAUGAAUCAGGCUAGAUCAAUCAGGUGGAAUGUGUCUGCUAGUGGUGCUCGUCCUAACCCACAGGGUUCCUUUAGAUAUGGUUCAAUAAAUGUGACCGAUCUUUUCCUCAUACAAAACAAGCCACCAGUGAAAAUAGGUGGUAAAAAACGCGCCACGCUCAAUGGGGUUUCAUUUGUCAAUCCUACCACACCGAUGAGGCUUGCUGAUAAGCACCACGUGAAAGGUGUUUAUAAGAUGGACUUUCCCCAUAAACCCUUGACAGGAUCCCCUCGCAUGGGAACAUCAAUUAUCAACGGUACUUACAGGGGAUUUUUGGAGAUCAUUCUUCAAAACAACGAGACCAGGGUCCACACUUAUCACCUUGAUGGAUACAACUUUUUCGUGGUUGGUAUGGACUAUGGUGAAUGGUCAGAUAACAGUAGAGGAACAUACAACAAAUGGGAUGGAAUUGCUCGCACCACAGCACAGGUAUAUCCUGGGGCUUGGACUGCUAUUUUGGUAUCACUCGACAAUGUCGGUAUUUGGAACUUGAGAACCUCAAAUCUUGACUCAUGGUAUCUUGGACAAGAAACAUAUAUCAGGGUAAUCAAUCCAGAAACUGCAGGCAAUGCAGAGUUGUCACUAAAAACUGAGCUUCCUGCUCCUGAUAAUGUCCUUUUCUGUGGUGCACUCAAGAAGUUGCAGAAGCCUCAGCGUAUAUCUUCUGCAGCAAACAACCCCAUCAAGCCCGUGUUUACGUUGUUGAUGAUUUGCGUAGCCAUAUUUUAUCUCCAUUGAGGCAUUAUAACCCGAAUGGAUGUGAUUAUUUUGUUUUCGGGAGCAUGGACUAUUGGCGAGAGAUGAUUUUAGAGUGUGCAUGCUUUUUUCUUUUUUUUUUAGGUUUGUCAAUAUGGAAGAUAAUCCCCAUUUCUCCUGCACUUGAUUUUCUUUAUUUUUUUAGCUCUACUAUUCUCAAUACUGUUGGUGCUCCCAGAAUCCCUGUAGUAGUCUAAUUCUUGAGAGUAAUCAUUCUUUCUACUCUACCAUUUAUUUAUUAAAUGUAAUGAUGAUGAUUUAAUUUCUAAAUUCCAAUACUCAAAAAGAGUUGAGCUUCUUGUC